UUUUUUUGUGAAAAUCACCGAUAUUAAGGAACAAAAAAUGUAUAAAUUUUAUAAUUAUGAGGAAAUAAUCAGACGAAUACGAAGAAUAGAUGGGAAAUUAACGUAUAGGAAGCUGUUUAUCAUUAUAGUAUUAUCAUGUUUGUUCUUUUUGUGGAUUAUUUCAAGAUAUUUCUUCGACUCAAAGAAAAUAGAAAGAGAUACACUAAGUACAUGUAUAGAUGAUAAUCUUUCGGCACGAAUAUAUAGUGAGUUUGAUAAGGGUAACUUAAAUAUUUAUGGACUAGAAAGUAAUAUUGGACUUAAGGACAUUCCUUAUAUUGGAAACGGAAUCUUUGGAUUGGAAGUCAGUCAAGAUGCUUAUUUAAAUAUUAAAGAAGGUCGUGCAUUGCUCUUAGGCUUACCAUUUGCACCAAUCGUUUCUGUAGCAAAAAAUCAAGAGGACGUUAAGGAAAUAUCAAUAGUUGAUUAUGUUAAUGGAUUGGUCACGAGAUAUCAAUGUUAUGAAGACUAUCAAGUCAGGUACAAAUAUUAUGCACAUCGUAACUAUCCAUCAGUGUUUGUCCAAGAGAUCCAGAUUAAAAAUAAUCGGAAUCAAAUUAUUGAUCUCAACUUAGUAUUACCUCGAAUUAUUGGCGAUUGGACGACUGCCACAUCACAAAUAACAAAAAUUCAGCAUGGAUCAAAGAUUGUUGACUAUGAAGUGAUAACAGGACAUGUAAACUCGUUUAUUAAUGGAAAAAUUCGCGUUGUGUCGAUUGUUCAUCGUGUAAUUCCGAGAUCUCUAACACUUAAUAAGCGCGGUAAUACAAAUCUUAAUCUAUUGACUACAAUUAAUUACUCAAAGCCAGUCUCAAAGGAUCAAUUGAAGCAACAGAAAGAGAUUGUUGAAAAAUUUGCAAUAGAAGCAAUGAAGAAAGUCAUAGAAGAACAUUUAGGUGAUGAUGUGGCUGGAGAUGCUUUAUAUAAAUUCCGCAAACAACAUACGAGUAUUUGGAAUAAUUUAUGGCAAACUGGAUUCUAUAUAUCCACAUCUAAAGCUGAGAAUGCAAUAAAUGGUGAUAAAAUUAAUUCCACAAUGUAUCAUGUAUUGUCUCAUGCUAGAGCUUAUGAAUUUGAGGAAUCCAUAACGCCAAUGCGAAAGAAUCAAAUUUUACAAGAUCUGACUUAUAGUGAAGGGUGUUAUGACAGUUAUCAUACACUUCAAGCUGAAAACUUAUGGAAGCCAAUGACGACAAUUGAAGAAGCAAAUGCAGUUGUUAAGAGCUGGAUAUUGACAAUGGAAAAGCAAGGCUGUCACAAUCUUAUUAAAGCUGGUUCUAGUGGCAUUGUUCAGUCAAUGGUUUUAUCGUUUGGUGGCUUCCGAUUUAGCAAUCAGCAUUUAGAAUUUAAUAUUCAUCCAAAGUACUUACAUCGUGACUUUUCAUUCCGUCGUUUAAAUUAUGGAAAUAUGACUCAUGUUAAUAUUACCGUUAUGGUUCGUGAUGAUAAUAAGGCACAAAUUGAAGUUUCUCUUGAUCGUUCUGAUCGAACAUAUUAUGCUUGCGAUGCAGGCUGCUUAGACACUCCAGUUCAGUUGAGUCAAAUGACACGCGUUUUUCCUGUUAAGCUUACAGAGCCACUCACUUCCGUUCUCUACAUAACGUCUGAUAAGCAGCAUAUGGAAGACUUGAGACAUGCUAUUCAUGUUAAAGAAAUUAUUGAAGCACCAGCACAUGAACAUCACUUGCUUCUCCUUCAUAGACAUGGAUCUAACUUGGGUGGACUUCCAACAUUCUUUUGGAUAGCUAUUUGUGCAAUUAUCGUAAUUUUUCACGUGUUCUUGUGUAAAUUAAUAGUCAAAGAGUACUGCGAUCCUCCAGAAUUAAAGCGCUAUAGAUACAGCAAACCUUAAUUAAAAUGUACUUUUUAAAUGAGCGCAUAGUAAAUUAUCAAAAUAAAUUUAUUAAUGAAUUACUGUAUGAUUGAGUUUCACUUUUUAAUAAUUGUAAAUAGUUUGAAUGUUGAUGCAAUAAAAAUAUUUUAAAGUCGUGAGUAUUAA
Molecule: messenger RNA, 2038 nt
Organism: Chironomus riparius
Lineage: Eukaryota; Metazoa; Arthropoda; Insecta; Diptera; Chironomidae
Source: the annotation of a GenBank genome assembly